Periconia digitata is the source of this 1063-nucleotide messenger RNA. Lineage: Eukaryota; Fungi; Ascomycota; Dothideomycetes; Pleosporales; Periconiaceae. The record is from the annotation of a GenBank genome assembly.
CACCACAUAGAAACGGCAUCUGUUUUCGUCCGACAUGGCAGUUUUACGUUCGGUUGCAUUCGCGCUGACCUCUGCGGCGUUCUUUUUUAUCAUGCUACACCAACGAGUGGCCCCAGACAAACCAGCCAGUGCCACAGCUAUCGGGAUCUCCCUGCACGUCAACUAUGGGGCUAUAUCUAUCCGUCAAAAUGAUGAAUCUUUCAGGGAUAUCGGUAUGAUUGAAGGGAAUUAUCAGUACCAGAAACUUAUGAGACGACUUUCACAGCGGAGCUCGGAACAUCCUAGUCCACCAUAUGAAGACGGCGAAGACCAAUGGAAAGACCAGCCGCGACAAUUUUUAAGGAAUGCACGCAAGGCUCUGGGGUUCCCAGCCUCUACUGAUGUCGCUAUACUAGCAGCCAUGGUACAAGAGCUCAUCAACCUUGCAGGGCCCUCUUCAUCCGUUAUCAUUAGUUAUCCUGCCAUCCCUGGACUCACUCAAGAAGAUAUAGCGGACGUCGAAACCUAUCUUGGUCUUCCAGUGUUCGAAGGGAACCAUGGCUAUCCACCACGUACACUGACCGCUGCGUACGCCGGAUACGAUAUGGGUCUUUGCGAAAGCUUCACAAACAAGAAAAAAUGCACUGAGGAGGAACUCGAGCUUCCCGUACGGCGGACCCUGCUCGUUGAGUACACCGGAACCGCCUUUUUGCUUCAUGUUCGGAGCAUGCGAGAUGCUUAUGAUCUUGGGAUGUCUGAGACGUACCGUUCCAGUAACUUGGAUUUCUCUGAUACCGUUCCGUCCAAAGCUGGUCGUCUUCCAUGGAUACGCAACCUUGUUAUAGAGUUUGUGCAGAAUACCUUUUAUCUAGACUUGGACAUGCCGAAAACAUGUACGGUGAUUUUGAUCGGGCCAGCUGAUCUGGUAAAAGAUCAUGUGUUUCAGCUCGUACUCAAAGAUGGACUCAAGACAUCGGGUCUCGAGGUUGAGUUGCUAGAUCUGAGGCCUGAGUAUGCUGCGUCCAGAGGAGCUGCUGAAUUGGCUUGGAGGUCGUUCGCGCUUGCUCAACAGACAGAAUUAUAA